Candidula unifasciata is the source of this 4911-nucleotide messenger RNA. The record is from the annotation of a GenBank genome assembly. Lineage: Eukaryota; Metazoa; Mollusca; Gastropoda; Stylommatophora; Geomitridae.
AUGGCUGGUAAGAUUAAAGCCUUGCAGCAAUGGUGUCGAAAAAUGACCGAAGGGUACCCUCGUGUGGAUGUUGCUAACUUUACAACAGCAUGGAGGGAUGGUCUGGCUUUUUGUGCCAUAAUUCACAGGUUCAGGCCAGAUUUGAUAGACUUUGACUCAUUGUCACCUGAGAAUGUAUUUGAGAACUGUAAAAUGGCAUUUGAGGUUGCAGAAAAAGAACUCAGCAUCCCAGCAUUCCUUGAGGCGGAUGACAUGGUCAGACUAAAAGUGCCAGAUAAACUCAGUAUUAUUACAUAUGUGUCCCAGUACUACAAUUAUCUCCAUUCUCUCCCACAGCUUGGUGGUCCCGGUGUGAAGUCUAAAGUGUCUGGAAAGACUGUUUCAGGCGUAAAAAGACCAACAGAUUCUGAUUCAACACAAGGUCCCAUUUCCAAAAAGGCAACAACUGUAGAAACUAAAGAAAAUGCAGCACCAGCAAAAGUAGCAGCCACAGUCGGAGGAGACAGAUGUGGGAUCUGUCAUGAACAUGUGUAUCUGAUAGAGCGGCAUAUGGAGGAUGGCAAACUGUAUCACCGAUCCUGCUUUCGUCGAAGUGAACUGUCGCCUGCUAACAAAGUCUAUACACGAUCACCUUUCAUGUCACCAUCCCUUAGCUCUGAGGCUCAGAAGCUAGUAGUCUCCAAAGCAGAGAACAAAACCAAUCUUUUGUCUAAAGCAGACAGAGAUGGCUUAGUCACCAAUCUUCAAAGACAUAUGGAUAAUCAGCCAGCAAAGGCUGAAUCUGACACAAAAUUAUCCAGAAAACUGGAUUUUGUUGGAUCAAAGCAUCCAAUUGAUGAACCAGUUAGAGAGGAUACUAAGAAAUCCAAAAUGCAACCAAGAAUUUUGUUUGACGAAGAAACUAGAAAAGCACCUACUGAGAAAGAAAAGUCUGCUGCAUAUUCAAGUAAACAGAGUAACGAGGUUAACAAACUGCUUCCACUUUCCGGCAAAGAAGCACAUAAAUUGGAGAAAAGGCAAGAUGAUAUUGGGUCAGAAAAGGCAUUAAAGGAGCAGCCUGGCAACACUAAGUUGAAUAUUUCUGUCUUCUCUCAGCAAAAAAAUAAAACAACACAAGAGAUUCCAGCACCAGCUGUAUCUAUGCCAGCAAAUAACAAAUCACAGAAUAAAUCUGACAAUAUUUCAGGGGCUUCUAAGAUAUCUGUUGCUGCAUUAUCACUUCAGCCACUCACAGAGAGUUCCCAGUCUAAAAAUAAAUCUACAACUGGUAAAGAUAGUCAGAAGAUAUCAAAAGAGGCAGAGAAGCCUGCAGUUAGUAAAGACAUUCAGAAGUCUUCGGAUAAGAAGAAUGUAGAUAUUGCUACAUCAAAAUCAAACCUGUUGCCAGAUAUACACAAUCUUCAGAAAUUAUUCUCUGGUAAACCAGCAGACACUGGUGAGUCUGCUGCACCAAGUUAUCCUAAAGCCAAACCUCGAAAUAGCACAAUUAGGUCAGAAAAUCAGGAAUCCAGUAAAGAUAUGAUGGCAACUAAACCAAAUGAGAAUGAAACUGCGAGACCUAAACCUGUACCUCGCAACAGUGUAUUGGGUAUUUCAGCUCCUCAACAGCCAGAAUUAUCUUCUCAGAUUAAGAAAUCUGCUUUUAAAACGGAAGCUAGUGACAGAUCUUCAGCAUCCAAACCCCUUGUUGCUGGUAUUUCUCUGUCGGUUUCCAAUAAUGCUCAAUCCCAGCUUUCCACUUCUACCACGUCUUCACCAUUUGACAGUACUUACAAAGCAUCAUCUACUGAAAAGAUUUUAUCUGAAACCAAAAUAUCCAUCACAGGAAAAAAUAAAGAUGAACCUAGAAAUAUUCCUUUGAUAAAUCAGCCACACAGCCUUCAGCAGAAAAUUGGUGCAAAUAAAGUCAUAAAUCAAAACAGCAUUGAUUUGAAAUCGGCAAAUAAAAGUGGUCAUGCAAGUGUUUUGAAUGUUUCUAAUGUGAUAAAGACAACAGCUACGACCAGUCUUUUGACAACUAUGUCAGACUCUUCUGUUCGUACUACACUAACCCCUGCCAAACUUCAGUCAUCAACUCCAUUAUCUCAAGUACAAAGUGAAAACAAGUUCAUCUCAUCGUCUAGAAAUCCAGUAAAUAAGACAGUAAAUGACCCACCAUCUUAUUCAGGUAAUUUAGUCUCUCAGACACAAAUGGCACACUCUUCAGCUGGUGUAAACAACUCAGUAAAGUUGAUGGCUAAUGGAACUCAAUCCACUAAAAAGGUUGACAAAUCUGUAGUAACUCAGAUGUCCAAAGAUUCACCUAAAACAGUUGUCAAUACACCCAAGCUACAGACCCCAAACAAAAUGCAAGAAGCAUUAACUGUUUUUAGCUCGGGAAAACCUAUGAGCGGUGCAUUUGGCAUCACAUUCACAAACAAUAGUGCUAAGGAGGAUGCUAGUCUAACCAAACCUGAGAAAGUGAAGGACAGUUCAUCUAAGCCAGCACUGUCCCACAUUACUGACAUCCACAGUAAAGAAAAAACUAUCUCAGACAUACCAUCACAAAACAAAAAUCAAAACAGGCAAGCGAUACCUUCUAGCAGUAAUUUGCUUAACUCGAAAGACAACCAACAGAAAUCUGCAGUCAAAACUAGUCAGUCUGAUUCCAAGCAGACAGAUAAGCAUGAAUCAAAAGGCUUAUCAUCUGUUAAGAAGAGUGCAAUUUCUAUUAGCAAGGAAGACAUUCUGGACAUCAAUAAUAUUAAGCUGAAACGUGUCAUGCCAGAACAGAGAGAGGUUCAAAAUGAACAGAAAACCAGUAUGUAUGAUGUUAAGCUAAAGAAGGUUGAUGUCAUUAAAGGUGACUCCAAGUGGGACAGCAGUUCACAGAAACCUUCACGGUCAGUAGAUGUAGCAGGAACUGGUUAUGAGCAAAAAACUGCAGGUUCUUAUUUUUCCGGUGGUGAAAUAAACAAUGAAGUUUCAUCAAACAAAGGGAUGGACACAAAAGCAGCUGCUUUGUCUGCAGGAGUUUCCAAUUCACAUACAACAACAACACAGAAAAUGACAUCAGAGAUGCCUCAGUGGAAGAAAGCUGCAGAGGAAAAGCAGAGGAAGUUAACAGAUAUUGUAGUCGGUUCUGAACACAAAACUGACAAUGUGAAGCAUUUAAAACAUAACGAUAACAUUACAGCAAUCACAUUUGACAGCAAAACAGGUCUAACUAGCAAUGGAAAAACUAAUAAACGUGAACAUGUUUCUGUGGGAGUGCUGUCACUUCUGAAAACACCCAGUGAAACUGCCUCAACAGAAAAGGAACCUGCAAAAGCUUUGACAACACAGAAAUAUGUAAAUAAGGUCCCACCCACAGCUGAAGAUCCAGGUUUGGUCAAGAAACUUGACUGGCAGCUGGAAGCAGAGAAAAGAAUGGCUGCAAUAGCUAAUUUUGAUAAAGGGAUAAUUGGAAAAUUAGAAAUUACUGAGAAAUCAGAGACAGCCUCUUCAGAUCGUUCAGGAAAUCAGCAAUUACAAAGAAAUACAGCAGCUCAUAAAAUGCCUAAAGAUAAUAAAAACAAUGACAGUAUUAGAAUAAAUGGUGAGACAGUAACAGGCAGUAAUAGAGUUACAGAGAAAACAACUACACAUAUGUUAGAAAAGAGUGUAGUGAAAGCAAAAGAGACAGAACUUAAAGUUACUGUUAACAAAUUGAAAUUGACACCAGUGCAGGAAAUCAGCAAGGAGGUUGAACUGUCUAUUGAUACAAAGCAGACCAACAGUGAAGAGACAGAAGAUUUCAGACAGGUUUUACACCAGCUAAAACAUGUCACAACAGAAGACACUGGAAAGAUAGACUCAGCAAAGCCAGACAGUGAAACAUGUUUACCUUCCAGACAAACAGCACAUUAUGUACAUACUCCAACUGCUCACAGAGCAGUUCCAAACAGUACUGUGAACAAGAACAACAAUAACAACCAAAAUAUUCCAGAUAAAAGUCACAUUUCAGACAUGCAUAACACACAAGUGUUGAAUAAAAAUACAAGCUUGUCUGUCAAGACACCCGAGCUGGAGGAUUUGGCUGACGAGAAUGGAAAUGUGAGAAAAAAUGGCAUAUUUGAAGUGUCUGAGAAUAAGCAUAGCAUGGGAAAAAGCAGGUUUGCCGAGAAGGGAAAUACAUCACCCAAAGUGAAGAGAAAGCUCUCCAUUCCGGACAAUAAGACUAGGGAAAUGCCAUCGCCCUCAUCUCCUACACAAAGAAAGAAAAUUCAGAUCACCUCCAGGUUUGACUUUGAGAAGAGCUCAGAUUUUGAGCACAGUCUAAUAUUAUCUACAGCAGAGCUAACCAUCACAGAAAAUCCUACCCCAGAAAAACUGAUGUCUUCUCCAUCCAGCCAGGUGACGCUGAGUCCACAGCAUAUUUCUGCCAUAGAGCUACAACAGCAGCUGCACAAUAUCGACACCAGACUCACAGAGCUAGAGCUCAAGGGACGUGAACUUGAAAACUCCAUCAGAAAGGUAAACAGCCUGGAUGAGGAUGAUGAUAACCUGAUGAUUGAGUGGUUCACGCUAAUCAAUGAGAAGAACGAUCUGGUCAGGAAGGAAGCGGACCUCAUCUAUAUCUCAAAGGAACAAGAACUGGAGGAUGAGCAAGAGCAGAUUGAGUCUCAGUUGUUGUACCUGAUGACAAAACCAGAUGAAUGCAAGUCUCCAGAAGAGAAAGAGGAAGAAGACUAUCUCAUCAAUCGUAAGAUAGCAUUAGUUGAACAGCGCAACAAGAUUAUAGACAGCAUGGAUGAAGACAGGAUUAGAUAUGAGGCUGAGGACAAGAACAUUGAAGUGACACUGAAAGAUAAAGGUUACUGGAAGGACUCUACUGGGACACUAAAAGCAGUCAAGGGAAAGAAAGUGGCCAAUUCCAUGUUUUACACGUAA